Molecule: messenger RNA, 674 nt
Organism: Sipha flava (yellow sugarcane aphid)
Lineage: Eukaryota; Metazoa; Arthropoda; Insecta; Hemiptera; Aphididae
Product: EKC/KEOPS complex subunit TPRKB-like
Exons: 1
Coding region: 88-615 (175 amino acids)
Biological process (GO): telomere maintenance via recombination; tRNA threonylcarbamoyladenosine modification
Cellular component (GO): nucleus; EKC/KEOPS complex; cytosol
Source: RefSeq, a predicted model, not a curated record
CCGAGAUAGUAACUUCUUAAUAAAUAGUCGUUUGUGUAUGUUGUGCAAGGUUGUCGAAGCCUCAAUAGUGUUUAACAUUUUUUAACAAUGAAAAUCUACCAUUUGGAAAACGAAAAGUAUUUAGGCGUAUCUUAUUUCACCGACGUCAAAAAUAUUAAAUGGUUAAAAGAAAACAUGGCUUCGAUUUUCAAAGAUAAAUCGCCUAUAUUAAUUCGUAGCUGUUUGAUUGUUGAUCCGUUUCAGAUUGUAGUGGCUGUGAAUAACGCUUUCUUAGCUAGUGAAAACUCUUCAAUGAAGACUAGGUCAUUAGUCACUGAAGUUUUAUUCAACUUGUCAUCGACCAAUAAAAUAUCAAAAUCAUUAACAGACAUAGGUCCUAAUGACAAUGAUAAUGAAAUGAUUGUUGCCCUUGUAUCAAAGUUUCCAAAUGUUCCAGAAAUGAAGAUAUUCCAUGAUAAAUGUAUAAAAGGAUGUGAAACUAAUCUUUCACAACUUUUAGAAAAUAUCAAUGAAGAUUUAAUCAAGACGUAUUACAAAAUUAGUCAAAUAGAAAGUGAAACCUCAAGUCUACUCGAUUCUGUUGUUACUCGAAUUGCUUGUAAAUCUAUUUUGUAAAAUUCAUAUGAUCUUCCUAAUAAUUAUAAUUUCAAAGUAAAUAAAUAAUAUCACUUAUU